Pocillopora verrucosa is the source of this 4224-nucleotide messenger RNA. RefSeq names its product follicle-stimulating hormone receptor. Gene Ontology annotation, molecular function: protein-hormone receptor activity; protein binding; G protein-coupled peptide receptor activity. Gene Ontology annotation, biological process: hormone-mediated signaling pathway; adenylate cyclase-activating G protein-coupled receptor signaling pathway; activation of adenylate cyclase activity. The record is from RefSeq and is a predicted model, not a curated record. Gene Ontology annotation, cellular component: plasma membrane. Lineage: Eukaryota; Metazoa; Cnidaria; Anthozoa; Scleractinia; Pocilloporidae.
AUGACGCUCACAAAAGUGUUCUUGCUUCUCCCUUUUCUUAGGACUUUGAAUGGAAAUAAGCUGUAUCAUGUUCACCCUAAUGCCUUUGAAGGACUCAAGCAUCUCAGGAUACUAUCACUUAAAGAUAAUGACUUAAAGACUUGUCCAGAGUUUGGAGUUCACCUGAAAUCCUUAAACGAGCUAUAUUUAACAGGGAACAAAAUGAACACCAUUAAAGCUGGGGUUUUCAAAGAAGUUCCGAAUAUUGAGCACCUCUGGCUUGAUAACAACAACCUUACAGAAGUCCCAGCGGAAGCUUUGAAAAGUCUAAAAGAACUUAAAUAUUUGAAUCUUGAGUCAAACAAGAUUCGCAUAAUAAGAAACAGUUCUUUCCAAAGUCAGUCCAAGCUUGAGUCGCUAAUAUGUUUCAACAAUGAAAUAAGAGAGAUCGAAGACGACGGAUUCAAAGGGCUGGACUCUUUGAAGUAUUUAAGCUUGAUGGAUAAUAACCUUAGCCAAGUACCUGUUUCUCUCAAAGAUGUCAAGAACAUUUCCCACUUGGAACUUAGUUCCAAUCCGAUCGAUGAAAUUCCCGACCAUGCGUUUAAGGGACUCGUUAAACUCCAGACGUUACGUUUCACUUGGGAGAAGCUGAACUCUGUUGGUCACAACGCUUUUGCCAACCUACCAAAACUAAAAACCCGACUGAGACUGGUUAAUUUACGUUUGGAAAAAUUUCCAAACCUGACGGGCACAUCUUCUCUCCAGUACCUGACUCUGACUGUCAACAAAAUUAGAGAAUUACCUACGAAUCUUUGCCAGAAUCUGAAGGAAUUGGUGGAACUAACUCUAGAUUUCAACAAAAUUGAGCGUUUACCGGACCUAUCCGAGUGCAAAUCGCUGUCUGUUCUAAAAAUUGAGCACAACGAGAUCACGUCGAUAGAAGGGUCCUUGCAAAAUCUGAAAAAUCUUAAAGACUUGACUCUAAAGGGAAACAAAAUCCAAAGCCUGCCAAGUCGGACGUUUGAAGGAGUCGAGUAUCUGGAGGUUCUGAAUCUUGCGAAAAAUGAAAUCACACACAUUUCUGAAGACGCAUUUCCACAAUCAAAUAUGAUCAAAUUCUUAAAAAUUGAGGAAAACAAAAUCACGUCGAUUGAAACGUCUUUCCAAACUCUGGGAAGUCUUAAAGAUUUAAGCUUAGAAGGAAACAAAAUCCAGGGCUUACCGAGUCAGACGUUCAAAGGAGUAAAGAAACUGGAAAAUCUAAAUCUUGCGGAAAAUGAAAUCAGGUACAUUGCUGAGGACGCAUUUGCACCGUUUGAGAUGAUAAAAUUCUUGGAUCUGAGCAACAACUGUUUUCCAGUACUUCCUGCUAAAGGGCUGGAAACACUUGAAACUCUUAAGGUGCGAGGCAACAGAGAACUAAAGGGGUUACCUGCAGCAAAACUCCAUAAAAUUCGAACUGUGGAAGCGCACUACCCUUAUCACUGCUGUGACUUCCGAAAACAACGUAAAAAGAAAGAAAGUCCAGUCAGGACUGAAAAGCUGAAAACAAGCGAGUUCAAGAAUUCUUGGACCUGGGCUGAGGGUGAAGAAGUCACCUUUCUACGAAAUAGUCCCGAGGAUAACUUAACUUCCAUCACAAGCAAUGAAGAAAUGUCAGGCUUCGGUUCUGGAAACAUAGACCCAGCAAUGGAAUUCGACGGCAGCUCGGAAAUUGCGACAACAGUCGGUUCGGGUCAGGUUAGCAAUGUUGGCCGUGUAGAUGAUAUUUCCAUUGACGAGGACGACGACCACCAAGUCACGUGCACCCCUGAGCCUGCUGACCCUUUUUUCCCGUGUGAUGAUCUCAUGGACUCUUCGCUCCUCCGUAUCGGCGUGUGGAUAGUGUUCUUGCUUGCAUUGCUUGGCAACGCCAUAGUCAUCUUUGUGAUCAUUACACGCAGCUCACGAAUCGACGUGUCUAGAUUUCUGAUCUGUAAUCUAGCUGUAGCAGAUUUGUGCAUGGGUGUGUAUCUCGGGCUUUUAGCAGUCGUCGAUGCGUCAACCCUCGGAAACUUUCGGAGCUAUGGUGUCGAGUGGCAGUUGAGCCCAGGGUGUAGGACAGCGGGGUUUCUCGCUGUAUUGUCAAGCGAAACAUCAGUUUUCACGUUGACUGUAAUCACUAUUGAACGCUACAUUGCUAUCACGCAUGCGUUGGACAUCACUAAAAAGAUGAGCUUAAAGAAAACGUACCUUGUGAUGCUUGUUGGUUGGUGUUUUGCUCUCACAGUUGCAACGCUGCCGUUGUUCGGGGUCAGCGACUAUACCAAAUUCAGCGUUUGUCUGCCGUUUGAGACUGGGAACACGAAAUCUUUGGUAUACGUUACAUCAGUGCUCAUACUAAAUGGGUCAGCGUUCAUCGUCAUAUUAACUUGUUACUGUAGAAUUUACAGCGCUAUCCGUGGCUCAAACGCCUGGAACACAAAUGACUCAAGAACUGCACUAAGAAUGGCAAUUCUCAUAUUUACAGACUUUUCGUGCUGGGCACCCAUAACUGUGUUUUCUCUCACUGCAGCGUUUGGUGGAGAGUAUGUGAGCCUUAAAGACGCAAAAAUAUUUACAGUUUUCGUGUUUCCUCUCAACAGUUGCGCUAACCCUUUCCUAUACGCUAUUUUUACUGCACAAUUUAAGAGAGACUGUAUUUCGCUGUGUCGUAGAGUAAAAAGUUCUCAGAUUCCUAAAAUAACAAGUUCGAGGCGAAAAUACUCAUACUCGAGUGGUGAAAUGAGGCGGAAUUCACAAGUGAGUUCAUCGAACGGACUGGAAGGUAUGAUAGCAAAGCUGCGCCCGCGUGAGCAGCGGCGGAACUCCCUUCCACCAUCCAUGAGGCUGAUGGUUAGCAGACCUGCAAAUAGCAAGAGUUCGGAGACAGUGAGAAAAGAGGUCAUUGUCGAAAAAGUAACGGUUCUCUAAAUGCUUGACAUAACGCACUCGAUUAAAUGAUCCUCAGAACUGAAUGGGUGCCAUGACAUGCAACUCUGGUGAAGGCGUGUUUCAAACGUAGUCUGUAUUGUAUCAUGUCUCCUCCAAUUGCAUGCUGUGUAAUCUAUCAAUACUGUACAAAUUGUAUCAUACAAUUAUUUUAUUAGGUCGUAGCUAGUAUAUCUAUGAGAGGAUGGUGGAUCAAUGAGAUGAAUUUCAACAUAUAAUAGUUGUGUUCAUUGACAACCUGUCUGGUUUGGGUUUUAGUAAGGGGCGGAUAUGUUAGUAAAUUGUCUGUGUUUCAAACACGAGAGAGUUGCUUGAAAAUUACCUUUUUCUGUGGGAUAAGCUUGCUCGAGGCUCGCAUAAUUUUUACGUUUAUAAUUACAUUGUAUUACAUUGUGAUAAAAUAUAUUAAGUUGACAUUCAAGUCAACACAGUGCGAAACAAUGUAUAAAACUAUGAAAGAAGUUGAUGGCAUAUUUCAGUGGUCCGUCAAAACUCAGGCUAGAGUAAAUAAAGCAGCUUCAUAGUUAUAUUGAAGAAUAAUAGCGGCCUUUUAGGGCAUGAUACUGCGGGGAAAAAGUUGUGCGCUGGGUUAAGGUUGCAAUUUGUUAUGAGUUUGGAAAAUAGCUGAUGGAAAGAAGAAGUUGAAACUUUCGAAAAUUCCUGAGAAAAAUCCUCAGUUCUCAUAAAAUAGUAGAAAUCUUGAAACUGAAAAUAACUCAGUCGCUCGGGCAAAUUUACGCGCAACUUUAUCUCUUCGAUCUUUUUUCUUAGGUUAAGGAAGGGAUGGGGUCCGUUCGAUCCUGCAAUUUUGAAAAAAAUGUUUAAAAUCUGUGAAUAAGCUUAUCUCUGAAACACUUAGCAUGUAUUUAUUGCCCAAUUUAUCGCAGUUAAUCAAGGGAUAAUGUAUUUGCUGUAAUAAGCAACAUUAUUUACGAUCUUUUAAAUUUUACAUUCCAGUCACGAAAAACAACCCAUUAGGAGUUUGUUUCACAAGAUUGUAUUAAAUUAUAUAAUAUUAUGUUAUUAUUCAAUGACAACAAUAGAUGGCUAGAAUAUGCAGAGAUAUUCAAUGGAAAGAUGUGGUCCUAAGCAAAGAAUUCGGGCCACGUGAGGUAAUCGGUUAUAACAGUGAAAAACUGGGGAUGGUUGUAAUCUUAAAUACAAGUAUUUUACUUAGGAGAUUUUUCCUUACCCUUAUUUCGUCGACUUAAUAACAUUGCACAAGCUCUUAAAUAUGUAAUUAUAUAACUUCUUACGUAUUUUGUAUAAGUG